AUGGCUGCCGAUUACACUGCCGUGCCUAUCUCGAUCUGGGAUGGAACCGCUGCCAACACUGAUAUCUUUGCGCGCGCUAAUUAUAUCUUUGACGCCCCACUCUCCUUUGAGAAGUUGCAUGCAGCAUGGAUUGAGGUCUUGAGAGCACGACCCAUCACACAGGCCCGUGUGCGUCGUUCCAAGACUGCCCCAUCAGGUCUCGAGUACCAUGUCUAUACUCCCGAGGGCCUGGAGCGGUACCUGGAGCGCCAGUCCACUGCCCCCGAUCACUUGAAGGACUUCUUCUGCUUGGACCAGUCCAAGCGUUCAUUCACUGAAUACUCUCCGGCCCUGAAUCGCUCCGCGGAGGGCUCACGCGGCAUCUUCGUUGCCGAUGCACCGCAUCCAGAGGAUGACAAGCGCUGCACAUACUAUAACGCUGUCGGUUCCUUCGACGAGUUGCUUAAUUCAAAUCGUCCUGUCUUGACGACCCAAGUGACCCGGUUCAACGAUGCGACUAUCAUCUCGUAUACUUUCAAUCAUCUCAUGGGUGAUAUCUUCGCUAUCAAGGACACUUUCAAUGGCUUAUCCGACGCUCUUUAUGGAAAGCCCAUCGCCCCGUGGAAACAGCUCGGAGAAGAUCCUUUCGCUGAUUACGGCCCUGGCGGAAAACUCGCCGUCCGCUUCUUGACCCGCAUGCUCUGGGACGUCAAAUACGCAAGACCCGAGAGUACCAUGUCUCCGAAAUACGUCUUCCUCCCAGACACAGAGAUCAACCGACUGAUGCAGGAAGCGAGACACGAUCUCAUUGCUGUGGAAGAGAAGCGCAAGAAGGAGGGUAAACCACUCCAGACCCCACUCAAGAUUGGUCGCUCCAAUGUGAUUUAUGCGUGGGUUCUCAAGCAUAGCCACGAACACCUGGGUCCCGAGGAGAUCAGCACGCCUGUGACUAUCGCCAACGCCCGCGGCAGACCUCCUACCGGGAUGAGUCCUAACCCGGAGGAAAUCCUACCCCACAACUGGUGGAAUGGAUCAUACCUUGCCUCCUUGCCUAGUCUCAAGGUGCGCGAGAUAAGAGAGAUGUCACUAGGCGAGCUGGCGCUCCUAGUCCGCGAAGGAACUGACGCCGGAUCCUCGCCCGAAAGCGCACAGCGGAUCAUCUCCUUCGGCCUGCACAAUGGCGCAUGGAAGAAGCCUACUGGCAAACUUGCCUUCUGGAGCCCGCCCAACCACCGCUGGUCUGGGUUGACUGAUUGGCGUGCUGCUGGGUACGGCAAGGUAGACUUGUCGCCUGCCCGGCUUGAGGGAACUGGUCCCGUUAAUCUUUGCACCAUUCAUACCUCCAUGAUUAUGAACGGCACCCAUCGUGAUCGAUGGGCUUGUAUGGGAGAUGCUGGUGGUGGAACUUGGGUAAAGGGUACCGCCACCGAAUCUGAAUGGCGUCUUCCCACUGGGUUUGGCAAAUAUCCCCACUACCAACUUCCAACCAAGAAGGCGACAUCGAUUGAUGAAUAUCGAGUGCCGGAAGAGCCUCUGAAAAUCAAAUCCAAGCUUUGA
Molecule: messenger RNA, 1536 nt
Organism: Penicillium brevicompactum
Lineage: Eukaryota; Fungi; Ascomycota; Eurotiomycetes; Eurotiales; Aspergillaceae
Exons: 5
Coding region: 1-1536 (511 amino acids)
Source: RefSeq, a predicted model, not a curated record